GGCAAUUGAUCUCACCGGAGACACACCGAUGCAAACGGGGCGGGAUCCAGUCUUACCGAGUUACAUACGGAAGGAGAAGAUGUCUGCAUUGCUCGCACACGAAGACAUGCCGCUAUCGGCGGCAAUGUUGCGCAUCCCGUACGCACAUCGGCAUCUUAUCGUUCAGGACGACGAAUUGCAAGCAGCAGUAACAUGAGAUGAGACUUUUUACUAACCAUUUGUUCAUGAUAAGAUCGCGGUUGUAGUAAGUCCAUAGUCCUGCUACAACACUGAAUGUUCCAUCAUUGAUUGAUGUUGAUCUAGAAGUUGCAGCUUACAUGUUAGCAGCUAAUUCUUGAUAGAUUUGAUCAUUGUGCUUCUACCAGGACUUAGAGGGCCCGCCGGAGCCUUCGCCGCGGCCGUCUUCCAGCAACCCUGAUGAGGCAGAGGUAGAAGCUCUGGUGCAGGCGAGUGCGCGCAAGAGUGCACGUUUUCACUCUGAUAGCGUGAGUGAUGCAGGAAAAACAGGUGGUCAAGAUCGCCGCAGUAGGUCACCAGCACCCUCCGAGAAUAAGAAGAAGUUUAAACAGCGGCGGAGAAUAGACGAAGUACAUAUUUCGGCUUACGUCUCCGUGGACUGGCCACAGUGUAUGCGCGAGCCAGACCAUAUAUGGAAACGGCGGCAGAGGAUGGUCACCCAGUUGGGUCGGACUGCCACAGGAACAAUUUCGAACGCUAAGUUAUUCGAAACAUUAAUGAAGGUAUUUCCAAUACUAUUCACAUAAUCAGUAUUUUUAUAUUCCCUCUCCUAAGUUGUACAUCUAUGUAUAUUAGCUUUUUCGUCUAUCGACAUUUUGUCUUCACAGGAACAUGCUUAAUCCUGUUGGCAAGGCACUCCUUAUGCCCGUACAAUUACUCUUGUUUCCGACGAUGUCUAGCAAUUUGCUUCGAUAGUCUAGUCUAUAAUGACAGCACGGUAGGCACUUCUUAUCUACUACGAACAAGAAUUAUAUGAUGAUUCAGGUAGACGGGUUCAAAAGGCCUUUUCGAUCUGCUUCGUCCGGUGCCUUGCUGGAUAUCCGAUCGUCAUCAUCAUCUGGAGCUGGGCAACUGACGAUCAAGCCGCCGCAGAUGGCUACUUUUGGCGGAAAUCUGUAUUUGGAUAUGACGCAAGAAGGAAACCUAGCGGUGGAGCUUUUCCGGACUCGGAGAGCCGCGAAUAAGACUGAUAUUCGGGAGAAUACGACGCUCGGACGAACCCUUUUCUCCGCCCAUUCAGGGGCCUCGCGCAUCGUCAACAUGAGCCGGUCGGUGAACCCGGCAGUGAUGACCAAACGACCCAAAACGCCUCUUAAUAGAUGAGAGUGACUGCGGUGGAGGUAAGUGCCUUGUGACGGGAGAGGACCGUGCUGAUCGACGUCAAUGAAACUUGCAGGAAUCUGGGAGUCAGAUGCAGGUAUCACGCUAGGAGAAAUCCGCUUCCCUUGCACAGAAAUGACACAGGCGGUUUUUAGUACAGAGCUCUCCUACCGUUUCUCAAGUUUCAACGAACACAACCAUUAGCAUCGUAUCAACAACAAAACAUGUAUCAAUGAUCUUUCCGUUCAUUUUUCGACCGAGUUUCGCAUUCAUCGUAUCAUAGAUGAUCAUCCACAGACCUCGAGCAGGAUCCUUAUCACUUUGAUGCGCGACUCUGACUUACUCAUCUUAUCGAAGGAGACAAAAUGAAACCCAAAGUUUUGGCGCUGAUGUAUCGGACGCAUAUGUUCUUCUAUUCGCCAGCGUAGAGAGCAUAUUGAAGAUGUAUGUAUCUAUACUAGAAAAUGUACUGAUUAUAUAUAUAUAUCAAAACCAAUGAUCGUAUGUUGUUCAUCAUGCCAUGUGAGCAUGUAUGAUGUUGUAGAGACUGAUUCUUGGCUUAUCAUACGCAUACCAAAAAUCGCGUUUGGCGAUUGACCAUCUUGAUGCACUUUCAUUUUUCAACGAUACUCCUAGUCCUACUUUGUGUUAACGUCGAAAUUAACUAAACUUUCCGCGCCAUAAUGAAUCCACUCGAAAUAAUCCUGAUGUCAUAGUUAUUGAAAUUGAAUAAGUGGUGCUGCAAGUAGAACAACGCAUUUCAUACUAUAACUGUCCUUCUAACCGACUUGGUAAUGGCUAGAAUUAUCAUCUUCUUGUUCUUCCGGAUAGCAAGCUGACGACGAAAUCCCUCAUGCACAUACCGUGAACCGCCACUUGCAGCCACCCCCGAAUUUUAUUCCCCCGAUUUGAUAAUGAUCCAUUAUGUUAUCAGUUCAUUGCCGAAGACAAAUGUAGUGCAGUGUCGCUAUGCACGAAAUAUGAGAAGAAAUUGACAUUUUUCGAAGUCAUACCUGUUGCGUGGUAGUAUACAACUUCUCCAGCAACAUGUUGAAAUUGAGAAGGAGUUGCGAAUGUUGGUAAAGUUGUUCGAGU
Molecule: messenger RNA, 2433 nt
Organism: Amoebophrya sp. A25
Lineage: Eukaryota; Dinophyceae; Syndiniales; Amoebophryaceae
Source: the annotation of a GenBank genome assembly